AAAAAAGAAGUAAAAAAGAAAAAACCAGAGUGAAAGAUAUAUGUAUGCAUGUAAACAAGAUUAACGAUAAUGCCUUGAUUUGUAAAUAAAACUUCAUCACUUCCACUAAUGAAAAUUUCUCUUUUUAGAUUUGUUCCCAAUUCACGUCGCUCUCUUACAAAAUAUUUCGUACAUUUAUCAUUAAAAUGAGGUAAAUUUAUUAUCAGCGUUUUUCAAUGUUAUUUAUUGUAGAUAAAGUAUAUAAAAAAAAAAAGAAAAAAAAAAGAAAAGAAAAGAAAAAGAUAAAUGAUGAAAAACAAGAGCCACGUGAACUACAAAUUAAAAAUAAUGUCUCCUACCUCACAGGUUGCUCUGUGAUUUUUUUGUUUAAUAAAUAAAUAAAUAAAUAAAUAAAUAAAUGAAUAUUAAAAAAAAACUGCAAAGAUUUUUGUAUAUAUAUAUAUAUGAAGUAUAUGUGUAUAUAAACAUACAAUAUAUAUGUUAUAUAUAUAUAAACAUAUAUGUAUAUGUAUAUGUUUGCGAUAAAUAUUCCAGGUUACGAGAAUCAUUCUUGCAGUGACAUCGUAUCGUACGAUACUUGCGCUUACAUAUAUAUAUAUAUAUAUGUGUGUGUGUGUAUGUGUAUAUGUAACGCGUCUCUAUUCUGAUCCAAAUGACGUGGUAUUUAGGUCGACCUGCUCGAUCGCACGCGAUUACUCUCGAUAUUGGAUUUCCGUAGGUAGCUCUCUUAAAGUAAAAUGUCAUCAGUGACGUCCAUGUACUGUAUUAACGAGAACUCAAAUAUUUACCAUUUAAAGUAGUAAAUGGGAUCGAAUGCGUUCCAUUCAUACGAUCGAGGUUCUUCGAUAAUUUAAUCGUAUAUAGUAAACGACAUAUAAGAUCAUUCAUUAUAUAUAAUAUGAAAAGACAUAGAUUCGUAUCUUUUUUUUCUUCUUUUCUUUUUCUAAUAUUAUGCAUCCAGAGAAAAAAAGAAAAGACAAGGAAAAAAAAAAGUGAAAUCAAGCACUUAAUGAUACCAAAUAUUAUAUUGAAAAUUCAAAUUUCGCGGAAAUAAAUGGCGGAUGUUUAAUGUUCCCUUAACAACAGCGACAUCUUUACUUUAGAAUUUUUUUUUGGUUACGUCGUAUUAAAUUAUUCGAACUUCAAUUCACGAAUUUUUACUUGAAAACUAGUCAAAAUCAUAAAUAUCUGAUUGGUCAAUAAUCUUUAGAAAUUUUCUUAAAAGUAUUCCGUUGACGAAAAGUAUCACUUCAUAUACCGAUGAUUAUAUAUAUAUAUAUAUAUAUCUUCUAUGAAAUAUUUGAAAAAUAUUAUAAUUAUUUUUUCUUCUUUUCGUUGAAUUAUAUCUUGCGAUAUAAUAAAAUAUUCAUCAAAAAUAUCACCAGAAAAGAAUAUUAUUUAGUUAACGUUUUCUACGCUAGAGUUCGAUAUAAGGAUUACAAUUUGAAACAUGGCACAAUAACGCGCCACUACUUCUCUGAUCGUAGAUCUUCUGUAACACAUCCGACCGCGCGUCGGAAUUUCAAAUGUCCCUUACGUUAAUCCCAACGAAAUGUCUCGUGUACUGAGUUUUCUCACAAGAAGUGACAUUGAAUUGAAAUUAAAUAUAACACCGAACGAUAAAGAGUUAACGCCCUGUUUAAUUGUCAAAAAUGGCUAACCAUUGAAUUUUUCUUUUGAUGAUUAGUUUACAAAUAAUAAUACUACAAGUAAUAAAAUUUAUUCGAAGGAAAAUAUUUAACCUAAAAUAAAAAAAAAGAAAUCGUCUAUCAAUACGAUCAUGCCGCGUAUAAAAGCAUCGCCUAAAAAAUGUGUCAAAACUGGUAAUUUAAAUCCUGCAACGAACACUUGGGUCUUUCUUAUGAAAGGAGAUGGUUUAGAGGGAAAAGAUGGAAAUUUACCAAACGUAGUUAAACUUAGACAUCCAGCGUCGAAUCAACCAGCUAUGUUUGUCUUUAGUCCUGGUGAUCUUAUGGUACAAGAAGUUCUAGCAUUCGACGAAAACAGAAGAUCAUGGUUUAUAGAUGAUAAUGUUAAGUCUGAUGGUAAAAUGCAUCUUUCAACUCCAAUUGAUCCAAUCUUUUUAGUUUUGCCAUAUUUAAGAAAGUCGCCGCAAAUACAGCCUCUUGAUCAAUGUUUAUGGGAUGAAGAUUAUCCAGAAACACCUCGCUUAGCUCAUUGCCAAAAUUUGAAGUUAUCAUUAGUUGCAGAUCGAAAAGGUGAUGAAUCUCUUCAAGCUUUCAAAUACAACGAAGAAAAAACAUUAAACUGGUUGAAAAAGAAAGUAGAAAGAGUAGCUGAAGUUUUAAAACAGAAGAGCAUUCAUGUAUCACAGGGAGCUAUAAGUGCUACAUACGUUAAAAGUACUAAAUAUGAAAGUGGUACUGAACUAGAAUACUUGAAGUAUGCACAUGGUAUAGUAUCUGAAUAUUUGGCUGACGAUAUAGCAAAAAAAUUGUUACAGUAUUUAAAUAUACCAGAGGAAGUAGAAAGAAAACGUAAAUUGAGUAAUCCUAAGCAAGUAACCGAUGAGAAGAAAUUCAAGAGAGAUACUUCUGAUGAAGAUUUAACUCCACGUACCAAAGCUUUGGAUCUGUCAAAACCUGAAAAGCCUCAGAAAGCUCCAACAUUAAAUAAAAAGGAGCUUGCUAGGCAAAAAGCAGCAGUUGGAUCUAAAAAUAUUACAAGCUUUUUUAAAAAAAAAUGAAUUUUACUAAGUUAGAAAUUAUAAAUAAUUGGAGACUGUAUUAAUAGAUUAUAAUGGAGUACUUGCAUUCCUAUAAAAGUUAUUCCUAAAAAAACUGCUAUGUCAGACUGUUAUAUGAUUUUACAAUAUGUAUGUGCAGUCUUAAUUACUUUACUGUAAUGUUGUCUUUUUAUCAAUAGUUACAUAUCUGUAUUUUAACUUGUUGAAGACUGCUUGUAAAAAUAUUGUUAGUAAUCUUAUAAAAAAUCUUGUUUUUAUAAUGUAAUGUAAAUGAUAUGUAAUGUUUUAAAAUGACAGGAUGAGAAAACAUAUUGUGAUUUCAAGAUUGUUUUAUAUUAAAAUUAUUUAUAAUGGUAUAUAUAUAUAUAUUAUAUAUAUAUAUAUAUUGCAAGACAAAGCAAUAUCUUUAUAUAACUCCUUCCAAAUGUAUAGGCUCUGUAAUCAACAAAUACCAAUUAUGAAUUAAAAACAUCU
Vespa velutina is the source of this 3181-nucleotide messenger RNA. Its product is annotated as ribonuclease H2 subunit B. The transcript is spliced from 5 exons. NCBI's taxonomy places the organism in Eukaryota, Metazoa, Arthropoda, Insecta, Hymenoptera, Vespidae. Bases 1781 to 2707 code for a protein of 308 amino acids. Gene Ontology annotation, cellular component: nucleoplasm; ribonuclease H2 complex. Gene Ontology annotation, biological process: ribonucleotide metabolic process; RNA catabolic process. The record is from RefSeq and is a predicted model, not a curated record.